Messenger RNA from Pteronotus mesoamericanus, 6584 nucleotides. It is a transcript of the gene ZC3HAV1, whose product is annotated as zinc finger CCCH-type containing, antiviral 1. Gene Ontology annotation, cellular component: nucleus. The record is from RefSeq and is a predicted model, not a curated record. Gene Ontology annotation, biological process: positive regulation of type I interferon production; positive regulation of mRNA catabolic process; response to virus. NCBI's taxonomy places the organism in Eukaryota, Metazoa, Chordata, Mammalia, Chiroptera, Mormoopidae. The coding region runs from base 54 to 3026 and encodes 990 amino acids. Gene Ontology annotation, molecular function: NAD+-protein mono-ADP-ribosyltransferase activity; metal ion binding; NAD+ poly-ADP-ribosyltransferase activity. The transcript has 13 exons.
UUCGAUUCUUCCCGGAGCCGAGACGCACUUCGCGGCCGGGCCAGCGCAGCGCCAUGGCGGACCCGCCGGUAUGCUCCUUCAUCACCAAAAUCCUGUGCUCCCACGGGGGCCGCAUGGCCCUGACCUCGCUGCUCGACGAGAUCAAGCUCUCCGAGGCGCAGCUCUGCGAGGUGCUGGAGGCGGCCGGGCCCAACCGCUUCUUGGUGUUGGAGACCGGAGACAGGGCUGGGGUCACCCGGUCCGUGGUGGCCACUACCUCAGCCCGAAUCUGCCGUCGCAAGUACUGCCCGAAAGGCUGCGAAAACCUGCACCUCUGCAAGCUCAAUCUGCUGGGCCGGUGCCACUAUUCGCAUGCGGAGCGGAGCUUAUGCAAAUACUCUCACAACAUUCUCUCAGAAGAGAACUUUAAAAUCCUGGAACAACAUCAGAUCUCUGGACUGAACAAGGAAGAGUUAGCAGUGCUUCUCAUCCAGAAUGACCCGUUUUUUAUGCCUGAGAUAUGCAAAAGUUAUAAGGGAGAAGGUCGAGGAAAGAUCUGUGACAAGCAGCCACCGUGUGAAAGGCUCCACAUCUGUGAACACUUCACGCGCGGGAAUUGUAGUUUUGCCAACUGCCUCAGGUCUCAUAACCUGAUGGACAGAAAGGUGCUGGCGAUCAUGAGGGAGCAUGGACUGGGCCCGGACGUGGUGCAAAACAUCCAGGACAUCUGCAACAACAAGCACAGCCGGAAGAAGCACGGGCUCAGAGGUCCUCCCUCACAUCAUCGGGACGCUGCGCGUAGAGGUAGAGGCAACCCGGUGUACAGAGGUAGAAGCAAGAGUCGAGAUCGAUUCUUUCAGUGUCAGGAAUUUCUCCCACCGUCCCCAGCUUCGACGGAGAGGUCUGGCACACCUAGUCCCGAUCGAAUAGGCCGCAGAUCUCCCCUGGAUGAUGUGCCCGUUGAGGAUCUCACCUUCAAGUUCAGGCAUUUGGGAAGCCAAGAUGGCCCUCCGCCUUCCUCUGCCUCCUCGAAGGCUGCCCAUGUGGGAGGAGCCGGCCAAGUGGGAGGAAGCCAGAGGUUUUCGGAGAAUGGCAACCUGGAGAGCCUGUUUUAUGGCAACCACGGCAGCACUCAGCCCACCUCUGAUUUCACGUCAGCUUCCAACUGGAAGGCCCCCACGCCCUGGCUGAAUGACCGAGACACCAGUGGUAAGACCGUAACCACCAGUAAAAGCACGGGCAUACAUCCCUCGGGCCUCGUGAAUGUCGAGGGCAGAAGCGGGACUCAAGAUGUCCAGCAUUUCCCGCGUUUUAAUAAUAAUUUUGAUGGAAUGGCCACAGAUAUCACUUCCAUGAGUUCUCUAAGUUACCGAACAGCAGCUAGCACACAGAGAGAAAAAUCGUUACCUCGGAAUCAGGAAAGUGGAACUACUUACCCGAAUCUCAGCACCAUCAUUCCAGAUGACGGCAAACACAGAGAGAAGGCAUUUUGGGCUAGUGAGUCAGUCCACGUGGCACCAAAUGGCCCUAGUAAAGUUGCGUAUGAAACUACGGGUGCGACUGGUUUUGGCUUAACAUCGGCAACCAGAGUGUAUAACGAUGUGGUGCACUCCAGAAGUCAGAGUCUGAGAACCCAGGACCUGCCCAGCCCUGGGGAGACCGUGGGCCUCACACAAGUCAGCGCUCUGCCCAGCGCGCCGCCUGUGACGCCAUCCUCCCACAGUAGAGCCACAGCCUGUGAGGCCUAUGGCCAGAACUCCCCUCAGAUCUCUGUCACCCCUGCCAGGGAGCCUGCAAGGAGGACCCCAGGCUGUGACCUGAAUUCCAUGUCCAACGUCACAAGUACCAAGGAUGAUCAUGGCUCAAAGGAAAUUUGUCUUGACCAUCUGAAUAAGUGUUGUCAACUUAAAAGCUGCAACAAAGUUCACUUCCACCUGCCCUACCGGUGGCAGAUGUCAAUUGCAAACAACUGGAUGGACCUCCAGCCCAUGGAGAAAAUUGAGGAGGCCUAUUGUGACCCCAGAAUCUGCGUCAUUUCUCUAGGAACUUUAAAGCUGAAUUUCCGGGAUAUGACUUGUAAUUGUAAUCCCAUCCGUCGGAUCUCCACGCCUUCCUCUGUCAUGAACCCGCACAGUGUCUUCACCACAAAAUGGAUUUGGUAUUGGAGGAGUCGACUUGACAGUUGGGUUCAGUACGGAGAGAAGGGAGGCAGCCAGCAGAUUUCGAGCAUUGACUCUUCGUACCUGGAGUCCUUGUUCCUGUGCUCUCCGAGGAGCAUUGUGCCGUUUCAGGCAGGCCGACAGAACUACGAGCUGAGUUUCCAAGGGAUGAUUCAGACAAACAUAGCUUCCAAGACCCAAAAGGAUGUCAUCAGAAGGCCAACAUUUGUGUCUUCCUGGGACGUGGUGCACAUGAAAAAUGGGUCAGACCAUCAGCCGGUGCAGACCCAGCCAGAGACUUUAGCCUCGACAAGUCUUCCUCAGUGGAAGGUAUCCUCCGCCCCGCAGGAUGUUUAUGAGUUGUUAGAGAUCAGUAACCAUCUCAUGGAAUAUACCACAAUAAGUGAGCAUUUUAAAGCGACUAUGAAAACUUUCAAGAUUGAAAAGAUCAGGAAGAACAAGAAUGUACAACUCUUGAAUGCUUAUAGAAGGAAAAAAGAGCAGAUGAAGAAUAGCAAUGAAAAAAUCCUAUUUUGUGCCACGAGCCGCGCCCACGUGGCUUCAAUCUGUGCAAAUAAUUUUGACUGGACCAAGCACGGGACUCCUGAUACCAGAUAUGGAAAAGGAAAUUACUUUAUGAAAGAUGCCAUUGCUGCCCAUAGAAACUGCCAUUACGAUCCCAAAAACAUCAUUAUGUUUGUCGCCCGGGUCCUGGUCGGAGAUUUCAUUGAAGGAAACAGGAGUUACGUGAGCCCUCCUUCACUGUAUGACAGCUGUGUGGAUACAAGGUUCAACCCUUCCGUUUUCGUUAUCUUUCAGAAAGACCAGAUUUACCCGGAAUACCUGAUUGAGUAUACGGAAUCAGAUAAAGCCUGCGUAAUUAGUUAGAAAUGAUGGCUACACUGUCCUAAAGGGUGCCGAAACCAUUCCAUUCGCUUACAGAAGGAGAUUUGCCGCCGAUCCAAGUUAGACUUUUUUGCAUUUCCUCCCCUAGUUAUCGAAUGCCUCGGAUCAGUGGUUCCCAAACUUUGCUGCACAUUUGAGUCAUCUGGAAAUUUUACACAAUCCCGAUGUCCAAAAUGCAUCCCCUUCCAACUAAAUCACUGUUUCUGCUGGUGUGAGCCAGGCUGCAGCUACGUCUCUGACAGUUUGGGAGCCACUGCCUUGGAUGUAACUGGGAAAGACUGAUUCUACAGCUUCUGCAGUCGAAGCAACCUUUCUCUCCCAACCACUCCUGCAGUUGACUGUAAGGCAUGGUUUUGCUGUGGUUAAGUUGAAAAAAAAAAAAUUAACUUAGGAACUUUGCGAGAAAUCUAAAAAUGCCUGUGGAAAUAAGGACUUAAGACAGUACAUCUAUGGGUGGAAGAUUGUGAAAAGUUGGGUUAGAAGUGUUUAGGAAUAUGCAGUGGGGAAGAAAAGGUAAUUUAAAUGCCAUUACAGACAUAGCUACAGCGCUGUACCUUUGUAGUGAAACUGAUUAGAGGCAUACAUUUCGUUAUCUCGACGUUUAUUUAGUGGGGCUCCGUACAGGUCGACUCUGGAAUUCAGUGAGAAAAGUUGCCAAGUGUGUCUCAGAGAGAAGUGCCAACUCGAAUUAAUGGCCCAUUUGGGCCAUUAUACCCAGUAUGAUUCCAGAGAAGGCCUUUUCCAGGUUGGACUUUGAUGAAGUGUGUGUAUUUUGGGAGCACUGAGUUGCGGUAGCCAGAGUCACAUAGUCAUGACCGGUAAUCCUGAGUGUUCUGUCGUCGUUUGCGAUGUUUGCGAUGGCCGGCAAGGCUCCCCUGGGAUGUAGGGGCAGGGCCCUCCUGUUGAUGGGUGGGCACCCUGAGGAGGCGGGAUUUGUGUCCUGGGGAGCACAGAAUCAGAACAAAGAAAACAAUGGCUCCAACGGGUCCCUUCAAGGGGCUUCUUUCUCUAAAUGGAACGGAUUGUAGGGAAUUGUAGUACAGUCAGUUUUUAGAGCAGUUGUGGUGUGUGGACCAAGGUUCUUACUAUGAAUCAGGUUUUUCUUUUCAGUUUUAAAGCAUUCCACCCCAAUCUCCACAAUUUCUUGUUAUAGUUCCUUCCAGCAGGGAGCAUGUUACGAAAAUUCAUUAGCAAUCAAAAUUUUGUAUGUCAGAUUUUUGAUCGGUGCAAAGCACGCUACCAGUCCUUGGCUUAGAGAGCCCCACUAGUAACAAAUGUAUAGAGGUUUUUGGGCGUAGGGUUAGUUUCUAGGAGGCUUGCCACAAAUAGUCUCAUUUACUUAUUUUUUUUUUUCAUGGUAGCUUCUGUUUUGGAGUUUUCAUUUCCUGAUCUUGACCCUCAUGUUGCAGAGAUGCAGUUUAUCCAACUCUAUCCUACUGCCCUUUAGACAUCUCUGGUGGGAUAUUUCACAAGCAUCUCUAUGGCAGCAUGCCCAAGACGGGAUUCCCGGGCAGCCUCCCUCAAACGAACUGGUUCCUUCCCCCGUAGUCUGUAUGGAAAUCUACGGUAUCAACUUCUACACAGCUGCUCAGGCAGAAAUCCAGAAGUUGUCCCGACCCCUCCCUCUGCCUUCCCCUAGGCUCCUAAGCUGUUCCCAAGUUGUUUUCCCUCGUAAAUAUCUUUGUCCCCUUCUAAGUUGCUCUUUACUGAGCAAGAAUGGCCAUAUUGAAAAAAUGUUUACUUCAUAAUCUUUCAAAACACAAAUCUCAUCACACCUUUAGAAUAAGGUUCAAAAUCAUUAUCACGGCCCCAGGUGCUCUCUCCUUUCCCUCCCCUCCUUCAUUUAUCUUUUCAUUCACCAUGGGCUUUCUGGCAGGCCUUUGGUAGCCUUUUCACAUAGAUCAGUGGUUCUCAACUAGCAUUCCUGCCUUUUUUUUUUUUUUUAAAUGACAAGUACUUUGUAACAUCUGCUUUAUCAUCCUCAAAAUGCAAUUCAGUGGUAACACAUCUACACAGCAUUUUAGAAAUAAGUUUAAAAUUAAGGAAUAGGAACAUAAAAGGGAUUUGAAAAGUACCCAACUUGGGCACGAUUAUACUACAAGACCUAAUUAAGUAGUCAGAUGUUUACACCUACGUACAAUGACUAAUUUGAACUUAAAAGAAGGGAGGAGCUCAGAAGCUAGUUUGUACAAAGAAGUAUGGGAAAAUAAAACAGCGGGGAUACAAGUGGACAUUAGAAUAAAAAGCAGCGAUGCAAUAACUCAUUUGCUUAUGCUAGUACGUAUUUCUAUAAGAACACCUUCAGUGAAAUAAACAUACAUUGCAAGGAAAUCUACAGAUUGUCGAAAUGGAGAAAAUGAGGGACGUAUAUUUUUGCAGACGUGCCGUAGAUCAUACAGGAAUGUCUAGUGAGACAUUCAGAAUUCGUAUAGGGUGUAGGGUAGUUCCUUACUGUGAGGGACUGUCCAAUGUAUUGCAAAAUGUUGAGCAUACUUGGCCCUCACAUACUAAGUGGCAGCAGCGCCCUUCCUUUCCCCCAGUUGUGGUGACAACCACAAACCCUACCAGAUCUCGUCACCUUUUUCAGAGCAGAUAUUUUGUAAUAUCCCUUUCACUGUCCUGAGGUGAUUCCUAGAUAAUGCAAUCUAUUUAUACACAUGCCUUUCUUUAAAAAUCCAUUUGUGGCCCUAACUCUUAUAAGGGAGAAACAGGAGGAAAGAAAUUUGUAAUAAAAAUAAACUGAAUUUCAAUAUGGAAAUGCUCAGGCAUGACUAUGCUAUACAACACCAUGAGGUAGAUAUUUACCUCUACUUAGAGUGAAUAGGGUUGGAUUUAAGAGUCGAUCAGGGCUGCUUCCCGUGAAGAAGUACAGGAAAAGGAGAGAGAAGUAGUACAGGUGACACUAGAAUGAAGACCAGUGUUAGAGUUAAGCCAUAACAGACCAUACACCUUAUCCAUAAGGGAAGGUAAGGGAAAGAACGAAAUUUCCUUACUGUAAAUAAGGAUAGUAGGACAAGACAAAUUACAGAUUGUCUAAGAGGAAAACAUUUAUUGUAUUUUCUCAGGCAAGCUGUAGGUCCUACAUAUAUGUCCAGCGGGACAUUAAAGAGUCGUAUAGGUACACAAUAAUUCUUCGUUCUGUGGGGCUGACCCAUGCACUGCAGGACAUGUUAUCCCUGGCUGUGUCCACUGAGUGGCAGUAAUAGUCUCCAAUUAUUAUAAAACCAACAACACAUCAAUUUCCAAACUCGCUGGUGAGAACCACUGACUCAGUUAAUAUCCAGCAUCUUCAGAUCAGCUUGUUUACCGCCAUGAGGAGUCCUAUAGAUUAGAUUGGACCUUUGCCUCCCAGAUCCCCAGUUUUUAAAAUACGGUGUGCCUUGCUGUGUUCAUUGUUAGCAUCUAUCCAACCUUGAAGCCGUCUGCUUUCUGCAUUAGAAUGUAAGCUCCUUGAGGGCUGAGUCAGGCUGUCUUGUUCACUGUGCCAAACCUCCUAACUAGCCGAGUGCUUCAUACGCUGAUAACAUAAAUUUUGUUGAA